AUGAAUGAGAACUUGAUUCAUAAACUUAACCGAACAUGGACGGUGUUCGUGGGGCCGCUACUGGAGGAAUUCUUGGGGUGGAAGUUGCCCCGGAGCCCUUCAUGCAAGGGAAGUUACACGCGCGACGACACGUUGCUUUCUUCUUCGACACGUAGUUCCUCCCCUCCGUGCCCACCUCGCUUCGAUCAUUUUGGCAAUCGUCCUGUUCCAUUCAGAGUUCAGGAAAGCCAGGUGAAGGCUGCUUCUCCUUUCCCUCCUCCUCCCAUGGAGCUGGAACACCUCUCAGCCGUUGCCAAGUCCGUCGUUGCUCGAUCCUCAGAGAUUCUAGAUACCUCUGUGAGUGAUUUUGUAGAUAGUUUUGAGAAAGGACUAAUAAAGGUUGGAACAAAUGAGAAUGGAAGAAAACUGAUUGAGUUCUGCUGCUCAAAGGUUGUCAGUGUUCUAUGUCCGUUCAUAGAUGAGAAGAUAAAAGAUGGGUAUUUCACCAGGCUUACCUUCGAUAUGAUGCUUGCAUGGGAGAAGCCUAGUUCCAUUGAUGAACGCCCUCACAUGGAAAGCAUAGCAAAGGAGCACGAAGAGAAGAAAAUGCCACCAGGAAUAGUGGAGCCAGAUGAAGAUAUCCCGCUAUUCUACUCGGAUUUACUGCCACUGCUUGUCGAUGAGAAGCUCAAUGUUGGUGAGGAUGCUUUUGCGUGGCUGAGCUCCGUGCUUCCUCUGGCUGCAGAUAUUGCAAAUGCGCGUUUCGUUUUUGAGACGUUGGCAGCACCAACUGCAAAUCGACUUCAUUUCCCAGCCUAUGAUAGAUAUCUCAGGGAGAUAGACAAGAGCAUCAAGAAACUGCCCCAGCAAACAGUACCAAAUGGAGCUGAGCUCAGAGAUGACGAAUUCAUCCUGCAUGUGGAAGGAACUGCAUCGACGCCACGAGUUGUGAGGCACAUAGGAGGGACAAGCUGGCCUGGACGGCUUACACUAACAAACUAUGCUCUUUACUUUGAAGCAUCUGCUGCGCUUUCCUAUGAAAAUGCCUUGAAAAUUGACUUGUCAAAUUCAGAAGUGGGUCACCAAGUAAAAGCAGCAUCUACAGGCCCUUGGGGUGCUCCUAUCUUUGACAAAGCUAUGGUCUAUGAGUCCACUCAGUUGCCUGAAGCUCUAGUAUUGGAAUUCCCUGAACUGACGAGCUCCACAAGACGUGAUCAUUGGCUUACCCUCACAAAAGAAAUCAUUUUGUUGCAUCAGUUCAUAUCACGAUACAAGAUAGAGGCUACCUACCAAAGGUGGGAGACACAUGGAAGAACAAUACUUGGGGUUAUAAGGCUCCAUGCAGCAAGGGAGAUGCUCAGGAUAUGCCCUCCCCCACCAUCCAACUUCUUGAUCUUCACCUUGUUUGAGGAGCUACCGAAGGGGGACUAUGUUAUGGAGGAGCUGGCUAAUGAGCUUAAGCAAAUGACGGAGAUUGGUCUGUGCAGUGUAACUUCAUUGCUAAAGGGUCUCAAUUUGGUCCAUCCCAAAGUUGUAGACAUGAACCUUGGGGAAGUGUUUGAUGAGACUGUGGCUGAUGACGGUGGUGAUGAAAAGUCACCUCUUGAGACCAAGGUAGAACAAGCGAGAGAAGAAGCAAAAGAUAUCAGAAUUGCAAAGACAAGUAUUGAAGGAUUGAAGGAAGAAAGCAUUGCUGAAAGUCUUUUGGUCACUAAGGAGUUGCUACGUCCACUGCAGAUGUUCUCACCUUGGCUACACGAAGUUCUAGAAUGGGAGAGGCCAGUGGUCACAGCUCUCAUGAUUUCCAUGCUCAUGUUGGUGGUAUACAAGGAAUGGAUAGGUUAUGCAGUAUCCACUUGCGUGUUGCUUAUGAUAGGACUUCAACUCGGGUUGAGGCACAAAGGAGUAAGAGAUGAACCCGAUGAAAUCAUAGUAAACCUGAGUAUGGAUCAGCCAAUGAUGGAGACUGUCAUUUCGGCUCAACAUGCACUGAAUCAGUUCCAUUCUUUCAUGCAAACUACAAAUAUCACGUUAUUAAAGAUCCACUCCUUGCUGAUCUCUAAAUCUCAGAAGCAAUCCAACGUUCUAAUGCUGACGAUGGCUUGGAUGGCCAUAAUGUUCGCGGUGCUGCCAUUUAGAUUGGUCAUAAUGGCGUCUAUAUUGUGCUGUUUCUUGGCCAAAUAUGAAGCCAAAAGAUCGAGAUCUGGCUUUAUUCCUGGCUCUGGUUCUAUAAAGAGGAGGAUAAAAGAGUGGUGGGAUUCAAUUCCUGUUACUCCUGUCCGCACCAUCACUUGAAUAUGUUGAUUUUUAUAUUCUAAUGUUAAAGUACGUGAGUACCAUUUUUGUUCCUGUAGCAUUGAACAUGGAAGAUGUGAUAUCGA
This is a messenger RNA of Nymphaea colorata (pocket water lily), 2360 nucleotides long. RefSeq lists its product as uncharacterized. Bases 1 to 2274 code for a protein of 757 amino acids. The record is from RefSeq and is a predicted model, not a curated record. The transcript is spliced from 11 exons. Lineage: Eukaryota; Viridiplantae; Streptophyta; Magnoliopsida; Nymphaeales; Nymphaeaceae.